Messenger RNA from Prunus dulcis (almond), 1086 nucleotides. RefSeq names its product RNA-binding protein 28-like. Lineage: Eukaryota; Viridiplantae; Streptophyta; Magnoliopsida; Rosales; Rosaceae. The coding region runs from base 1 to 1086 and encodes 361 amino acids. Gene Ontology annotation, molecular function: RNA binding. The transcript is spliced from 7 exons. The record is from RefSeq and is a predicted model, not a curated record.
AUGGAUGCUUCAUCUGUAGUUUAUAACAGUGUUAAAGCACAUGCUUCUGUUGCAACAUUACACCAAAAAGAGAUUGAAGGCGGAAUUGUUUGGGCACGCCAGCUGGGUGGGAGCUCGGUUGUUUUUCUGGGCCAGGGUGCCAAGACUUGGAAUUGGAAGCUCAUUGUUAGAGAUAUUCCUUUCAAGGCCAAAGAGAAUGAAAUAGAAGAGAUAUUUUCAUCAGCAGGGUUUGUCUUGGAUGUAAUUAUACCACACAAUUCUGACACAGGGUUACCUAAAGGUUUUGCAUUUGUCCAAUUCACACGCAAACAGGAUGCAGAAAAUGCAAUUAAAAAGUUAAAUGGACAAAUGCUUCAUAAAAGACCCAUAGCUGUUGACUGGGUUCUUUCAAAGCAGAUGUGUGGUAGUGUCACUAUAAAAUUCUUGGAGGAUGUGAAGAAAGGAAAGCUUGUUGCAGAGAAUUUCUCUUGUGGAGCUGCUUUCGUUGAGUUUACAGAGCAUCAGCAUGCACUUGUGGCCCUGAGAGUUUUGAACAACAAUCCUGUACCAAAUAAAGAAGAUGAAUUUGAAAAUAAGUUUAGUGAUGGAGCUGCCACCGAAAGACAGAGAGGUUCUAAGUGGCAGAAAAAUGGUCCAUUUGGAAAGGUAAAAAAGAUCUCAUCAAAGGUAUCAGGACAAUCAACAACAGAGAAGGCGGAAGGCUCGAAACGUGAACCAAACAAUCAUCAAGAUGGCAGGAAGGCUGGUGGUGGAAGAUCAUCCGAAGGAGAAACUGUGGCCAUUGAUGCGCAAAAAUCAAAACCUUUGAGAAAGACAAAUAUGCAACCUAAUAAGAGGAAGCUGCAGGAGCAGAAAGAGGUAGAGGGGGUGGGGGGUGGGGGGUGGUUGGGGGGGGGGGAGAGGGAGGAGAAUGUGACUAGGAGAAAGAGGCCAAAGAAGAAUAAGGACCCAUUAGGGAGGGAUGUUACAGAUAAACUCGACACGCUGAUUGACCAAUAUAGAUCCAAGUACUCGCAACGGAGCUCCGUCCAAACUGAUGGUGAAAAGCAAGGUUCCAGAAAGCUUAGUAAAUGGUUCCAAACAUAA